Galleria mellonella (greater wax moth) is the source of this 1255-nucleotide messenger RNA. RefSeq lists its product as uncharacterized. The transcript has 5 exons. Lineage: Eukaryota; Metazoa; Arthropoda; Insecta; Lepidoptera; Pyralidae. The record is from RefSeq and is a predicted model, not a curated record. The coding region runs from base 16 to 846 and encodes 276 amino acids.
UGGAAGUGAAAGUGAAUGAAUGCCAGAGGCUUAAUUAGAGAGGAGACCUGCGCCUGCGCCAGUCCCUCCGACAUCGCCGCGCAUCACGCUCGCGCACUGUGUUCGCCAUCGCACGCGCAUCUACAAGUGAUCGUUCGCGCGCAUAUCCAAUUUAACUUCAACCAACAUCCAACAAAAGAGAUGAGCCGGCACACCUGCCUGGCAGCUGCAGCCCUGCUCGCUGUCAUAUGCCUUGCCGAAGCUCAAAGGCGGCUUGCUCUACCUGACCCCAGAAGUUGCUCUAACAGGGUCCGUCAUUCGACAUAUCGGGAUGCCCGUGGAGUUCUACACUCAUACUUCUUCAGCUGGGAGCAUGCGCCCACAAGGAACCUGGAAGUAGAUUGGCUUGACGCCAGAAACAUCUGCCGCCGCCACUGUAUGGACGCUGUCUCACUAGAAACGCCGCAGGAAAAUGAAUUCAUUAAGCAGAGGAUCGCUCGCGGUAACGUCCGAUAUAUUUGGACGUCCGGUCGUAAGUGCAACUUUGCCGGAUGUGAUAGAGCCGAUCUUCAACCUCCCAAUGUAAACGGUUGGUUCUGGUCUGGCUCCGGUGCCAAGAUCGGUCCAACUACGCAGCGUAACACCGGGGAUUGGUCUUACACUGGAGGAUAUGGACAACCUCAACCUGAUAACAGGGAAGCUGCACAAGGUAACGACGAGUCGUGUUUGUCCAUACUGAACAACUUCUACAACGAUGGCAUCAAGUGGCACGACGUUGCUUGCAACCACGAGAAGCCCUUCAUCUGCGAGGACAGCGAGCAGUUGCUCAACUUUGUCCGCUCCCGCAACCCUGGACUCCGUCUAUGAGCUUGAACUAUCGUGUAUUAACCCUCGUCUUUAGUAUUUUUAUAUGGCUGGCAGUGUACAAAAUGUAAUGGCUAUCUCUAUUUAAGUUAUUUAUUAUUUAACAUAUUAUUCACUUCGAGGUAUAUAGAUUGAUACCUUAUUUGGUGGUUUCCAUAAUUUAUAUUGUGACAGCAAAAAUGAAAGUAUAGCGCAAAUAUAAUACUAUAUUAUUACUUAAUUUUGAAGGUCCAAAGUAAUUAAGUAGUAUUUUAGUAUAAUACAAUCUACUGUCACAAUUUGAAGGUCAGUCAUAAUUUCUGUGGUACCUACCUAGUGAUUUCUCCCUAAGUUAUAACUUUUGUAAAAAGGUCUUGUUUUGCACAAAAUAGGAUUAACAUAAGUAUUAGAAUAAAAUAACUUGGUAUUUUUA